This is a messenger RNA of Australozyma saopauloensis, 7587 nucleotides long. RefSeq names its product Fmp27p (gene FMP27). Lineage: Eukaryota; Fungi; Ascomycota; Pichiomycetes; Serinales; Metschnikowiaceae. The coding region runs from base 1 to 7587 and encodes 2528 amino acids. The transcript has a single exon. The record is from RefSeq and is a predicted model, not a curated record.
AUGUCGUUCGUUCCACGGCUCAUUUUGGCGUUGCUACUAUGGCGACUAGCAUGGAGACUAGUGUACCAGCUAGUGGGCAUAUACAUCAGCUACGUGACCAUAAAUAAUGGCAUUCUGUUCAAUGGCGUGAAGCUACGACGCAAGGCUCUUGUCACUGCGUCUUCUGUUCGCUUCCGGCUCUGGGGUAAUACCCGGAAGAUCAUCAUCAGUGACUUGAAGAUUGAGCUACCAGAUUCUCCCUCUGGCAGCGUGAAAAACACGGCUGUAUCAUCUAGCCUUCCCUUGCAGGACUUGGAAUUGUCGAUUCUCCCGAAAAACCGCAUCGCGAAGGCCGCUUUGAAGCUCGUCUUGAAGGUUCUUCCCAAAUUCGACAUCGACGUCAGAUCGUGCGACAUUUCAAAGGGCCAAACUCACGUCCUGAUAGCAUCUAUUCAAUUCAUCGGACGCCUAGAACGCAACCACAACUUGAAGAAUGGCUACCGCUUGUCUGCCAAUACCACUUUCAUUCGUUUCUCGAUUGUUCUUGGGAACCAGCAACAGCUGGACCCGAAAAUAUCUUUCGGCUCGCUCAGUCUCCUCACUUCAUGUUCCUUGUGUGCUGAUACCGGCUUCCUCCGCGAUGGCACAUGUCGAGCCAGCAUCGUCGACUCACAGGUGGCCGUGUUUGACUUGAUUAAAAUUCUCGGAUCUAAUGAGCCCAAAGACUCACCGAGAGUAUCAGAACCAAUAGAUCAAUCUCGUAGGAAUCGCCACAUCUCGAAGUUGCACAAUCUUUUGUUCCGCACCUUUGAGGAAGUCUCCAUUACUGUUGCUAAUCUGAAACUCAAGGAGCUCCCGAUCUUACCGGCGUCUCAAAACUAUAGUCUCCAGGAUUACCUUGUACAAGAGCAACCAAAUAAUUCAUUUCAAAUUGCUGUCAAGUCUAUGGCGAUACACUUAACAAAGAUACGCGAAACCACCGCUGGGUUUGAGGUUUUGUUCAAUUCGAGUGACGAAUUUCCAUUCAAACUCACCCUUUCAUCGCUGAUUCUUGAAUUUACCUUCGUUACCAUAAAUCAAGAAAACAAUUGCGUGGAUACGAAAGAAUUUCUCACCAUACCAAAUUUCAAUUGCACUUUCAAAACCAACAUCCCAGGAAAUCUUAUGAACAACACCAGUCUUCAAUCUGGUGCCCUAGAGCUAUUCUGUUCCUGCAGCAGUCCAAUCCUAGACCUUGAUGUUGAACAGUUGGCCCUAUUGUCGUUCAAUUAUGUGGCGAUCAAAAAGAUAUUAAGGCUACAUAAAUUAUCGAAGCAUAAAAGAAGUAUUGCGUCUGACAAUUCCGAGUCUCUGGAAGCCUCAGGUAGUGAAGACGAUGACUUUACACAUGUUGAUAGCAACAACAAUUCGAUCGGACACGCAUACAAGGAUACACAAGGUGAGCCGAACUCCUUCGAGCGUCUUCUUAAUGGAGUUUACGAUAUACUCGAUGAAUGUUACCCGCAAGUCAACAUUAAACUCACAAUUGAACAGCCAAGAACCUUACUCUCCUGCUAUGAUACUACUGACGAUAAGCUUCAAUUCUUGAUGCUCUCUUACUCUAUGAUGAUACUUCAGGUUCUGUCUGUAAGCCAUCAGGAAUAUGAUACCAAGUGUCAUGUUCUUCACCCCUGCAUGUCUUUCAACCAAAAGCUCAAAAACUCAGAAGAGCUUGAAUGUAUGAGCCAAGAGUUUUGUGGCUUAUCUGAAAUAAAACUCAGUUGUAGAGUGAUGAAGAAUUUCAAGUGCAAGCCCGUCCUUGAACUUCACGGUGCCCAUUUGAAUUUGACUAGACCAAAAGUUCUUCGCGGAUUGAAUCACUUGUUGAACGAAACCGCUAAGUUGGUCGCUCUUUAUUCGAAACACGGUCAAAUUAAUAAACAACUUGAUGGUGAAUUAGUGAAGGAACGUGACCACUUGUACCGAGCAAAGUUAGCUGGAUCUUACCAGAAACCGUUCUCCAUCGAAUCGGUGUUCACUUACAUUCCCGCCUGGCUAGUUUCUGCGACAAUCAAACUCAUUGACACCGACGUAUGGUUAGGAUCAGCGUCACCAUUCUUGCAGCCCCAAGAUUUCGUUUCUGCAUUCUUCCCUGACGACGAUACAAUGAGUGAGACCGAAUACAAAACUCAUUUUCACAUUACAAGUGUCAAAGUUCAACUUGAAGGUCCAGAAUGUGAGAGUGUUGAUUAUACGUCUUCAGCUACAACAAUAUCGCUGGAAACCAUUAACGCUGAAGUUGAUCUUCAUACCUUUUGGAAGUCCACCAUUUCUGUAAAUGAAGCUAUGUUAGCUAUCACCAAUGAUAAUUGCGCCAAAACGUCACUGGUAUUGGAGCUUCCUUCUAUUACUGCCAUGUUCAAAGCAGUUACGGAGGAUUCGGAAAAUUUCAUACUUGUCGAUGUCAAUUCGGAAGAGCUCAAUAUAUUGUUUGACAAGCAAAAAGCGUUUGCUUUGUUUGGUCUGGUGCACCUCAUUAAACACACGCUUGUAAAGCCAUUGCAGAGACUCAUGCGGAAAUUAAAAAAGAGUUCCAAAGCUUUGAACUUACACCUGCCACAGAGACUGGAAACGCCCGUCCACGAGCUAAUCAAGUCUAAACUUCUGAUUCAUAGUGUGAACGUUGUUGUUGGACUUUUCGACAAUUUCAAAGUUCGUCUUCAAUCAUUUGAUUUGUGUUUGGGUCAAAUUGGCUUGGCAUAUUCAAUCCAGUCUCUGUUUUUGCGAGUACUCAUUUCAUCUUCAGUACAAUCUGGCCUCUGGGAUCGCGUGUUAUGUGUUGACACAUUGUCUUGCAAGAUUGGUGACCCAGGUGAUCUGGAACCAUGUGUUAUUGAUACUCCCUCAAUCAGGAUCAUACAGCCUCAUAAAUUUGUUGUUUACAAGCUAUUUGAUUCCCUCUCGGACUUCAUAAAGGUCAUCAAGCACCUUUCUAGAGCAAUAUCAGAAAAGGUGCAUGGAACUACCAUCUACUCCAAAGAGUCUGAGCCCUUGAAUGUUCCACCAAUCAAACUCAAAUCCAAUAAAAUUACAUUUUUGAUGGAAGAUGAUCCCUUCGAAUCCGAGCUUACUAUGAUCUUCCAAUUGGGUCUUGUGGAACAAAGAAAAAGACUUGAGUUAUUGAACUUACAUGAGCAAAAUCUCACUGGAAUCCAUGACAAUGAAAACACAAUCGAGGAGCGCCUUCAGGUCUUAUAUAAGACAAUGGAAGCACUGUGGAUUAGGAAGGUCAAAACUUACAAACAUACUGUUCUAGCCCAAAUUGAAAAGAACAAGUCUUAUUUAUUUGGAAAAGAGUCAGAAGUGUCAAAGGAAGAUAAUUUGCGGAUACGCUCUUAUCAAAGAGCACCACCCUUACUUCAUAUCAUACUCACUGGGGUGGAUUUGAGUAUCUCGCUGCCCCGAUUUGCUCAAAAAGACCUUGCCCAAUUCAUUUAUGACAAUGGUCAAGGCGUCCCCAAAUCUACGACUUACAAUCUAUUGAUACCUACUUUUGUGCGACUUGCGGUUGAGGAGCUAAGGUUCCAUCUUCGUGACUAUCCUCUUCCAAUGUUGUACUUGCCGCAUAUGAUUGACUCUACUGGAAAAGGAAGAGCGCUUCUUUUGCAUGGAAAUUUAAUCAUCAGUGAAGCAAUGGCAACCCAGGACUACAGUCUCCGAAGAAUUGAAGUUCAAUUGGCUGAAUUUUCGAGAACUAGUCGUCGCAAGACUGACGAGUACGGAAAGGUGAUUAUCAUGAAAUCUUUGGCUCCUGUGAAGCUAUACACUGAUAUGGAUAUUCUUUUUGAUUCUGAGCAGCCCUCACGAUUUGUGUGGGGCCAGUCGUAUCAAUUUGGUAUUCAGCAAGUGAUGUUGAAGUUUGAUCAAUUCUCUAAGCCCCCAAUUGAUCCUUCUCCAAAGUUGGGAUUCUGGGACAAGUUGCGUUUAAUCAUGCACGGCCAUGUGACUGUCAAAUUUGGUCGCAGAGCGAGCUUAGAAGUCGCUUUUAAGGGUGGAAGAGAUCCGUACAAUGUGUUCGGAGACUCCACGGGCUUUAUAUUGAGAUUCAAAGAAUCAGUUGAAUGGAAAAUCAACGAAAACGACAAUUCUCUCGAGUUUUUUGAUGUGUCUGCUAGAAAGGUAUCUUGGUAUAUUCCAAACUACUUAGCAACGCCAUUAGUUUGCUGGUGUAGGGAAAGCUCCAAGUACACGUUUUUGCCAGCUUCCAAAGAAAUCGUCACUUCAAGUUUUGGGUAUUAUUUACUAGAUGAGGUCACAUACUCGGAUGAGAAUGUUAGAGAAGAUGCUUGUGAAAAGAAGGUUGUUGUUCUAAGUGGUGGAGUAAACCUCAAAGUCGGUUUCUUACUCCAAAGAGAAAGUCCCGAGAACAAGAUUAGUGAAGUUAGCAUCCCGCAUUAUGAAAUUAAUCAGUGUGAUCCGUCUUUUGCGAAGAAAGGCCACGAUUCUUACGAAGGAUUUCGUUCGUCGCGUCUUCAUAUGGCCAUUUCUCUCGUCGCACAUACUGACGAAAGUUACAACACAAUCCACCUUUCACCUAUGACAUUUCGCCAUUUCUUUGCCUGGUGGCAUUUGUUUGCUGGUAAUUUAAUGCUUCCAGUUCGGAGAGGAAAGUUAUUCGGUGAAGAACAGAAGAAAACCAAAUUCUCUGAGAAUUUGUACACCAACAAAUUCUUAUUUCACCUCAAAAACUUGUUCAUUGGCCAUGUCUACCGAAGUGAAGACUUGACUGUCACCACAACCAAGGAUGAAUUUGAAUGUGUUGGGCUACGUGCAAAGGUCGACGACUUUUUGGUGGACCUCCAUCAAAGAAAGGAACAGGUGAUUGAUGUGAACGAAGACUUGUCGCGUAGAAACAAGAUCAUGAAAAUGCUUUUCAAUCUAGGAGAAGUUGUUCUCUCGAAGAUCGAUUUGAGAACAUUGCACGCCAUUUUUAAACAAGAAGUCUAUUCGACUGGCAAACAAACACUGGCUAAAGAUCGACAAGGCACUAGCAAAAUCUUCGAUAAAGAUAAACGCUGGUAUGACUAUCGCGACUAUUUGGAAGCUUUCACACCUUCCCUGACGACUGUUUUAAAAGCUGCAGAGAUCGAGCCUUUACUCUACUCGGAGAAAUUCUCGUACAUCCGCGAUUCAAGUGACGGCAAAGACAAUCUUGACUGGGGACACGAGAAUACUCACGAGUGUAUGCUCAACACUACAGAUAUCUAUACUACUCAAAUUCAAGAGUACUCCAAUAGGAUUGAGGAGUUGAAGCGUAUUGAAACCAAUCACAGAGAUAAAGGGUCGAAAAAGAGAUUGAUUCAAAGCAUAGAUUGCCUUAACAAGCUCAUCAGCGAGUGCAAACUACAAAGGCGGAAGAGUGUUCGCAGAGAUAGCGUAGCUACUGUUGAGACAGUCAAAGAGAACUUCCAUAAUCGUUUCGUGCUAAUUUCCAUGUUUCUCAAAUGGAACGAAGAUGUGCGCAAUCAGUUCAUGAAGUAUUUGCAUUUUGUCCAGUUGAAUAGUCGCUUUAAGAAGUACCUCUCGUACGGAUUAAUUAGCAUGCUCGAAGAUGUUAUCGAUGGCAAUGAUACUAUUGCUGACACAUUUUCCUUAGCCACAUCUCUCGAUCCUCAAGCGAGAAAAAGAUCAUUUGACAAUCUCAUUGGUAGCAAAGAUGACUGCAAAGAUCGAUUGAAAAAUUUUGAAUCAAUUGUUCGUGAGGUUCGCGAGAAAGAGAAGAUUCUCGAGGAUUUCCGUGUUGAAAUAAUCUCUCCUCAAAUUCAACUACAUACAAAGGAGUUUGAUGAUUCUGUUGUUCUCAUCACUGCACCUAUACUCGAGUCGAAGAUUUUCUCAGUUGUGAUGGAAAAAGAAAAAGACUCCAAUGCGAAUGUUUUGGAAACAAGAUACGGAUGUCUUCUUCAUGACGCAAGUGUCUUGGUUUUUGAGAAGAAUGUAUCCAGCGAUUCAUUGUGCUUCGAAGAAAAACCAUAUGGAACAACAACAAAUUGGCCUCCUUUCUUGGGUAUUGAGACAUGCAAGACGUUAAGAGAUUCCCUCAAGAAUCAGACUUUAAUUGACAGAAUGUCUUUAAUGUUGACCUAUGAUGAAAUUCAUGCUCUGGGAAUGAACAUUGAGCAGAUGGAGGGAGUGUCUGAGUCCGAGAGCCAGCAAUAUGAUCAAGUCAAGUCCUUUGGAAAUCGUCUCAGAAUUGAUGUUCCCGAGUUAGUCAUUAGAAGUACCUCCAAGCAGUAUUUCACCUUAUACGUGACUGUUCUCAGUCUUUUAUUAUACCUUGAACCGCUUACCGUUGAGCUUCGCGAGAAAGUCCUGAAAUUGAAAUUCUCGAUCAAUUUUGAGGAUUUCAACGCAGUUCAUGAUCGUUUGAGAGGGCUUCAUGAAUACUUAGCCAUCACGAAGACUCUUCUCAACAAUUACAGUUUCCGUCACGACGGAUACUUGGAUAACGAGGCUCUUAACGACUAUCUCCACCUCAUGGAUCAAAAGUCAGAACUAUCUGCAGAAAUCUUGUUGACCUUACAGACUCUCUUCACUGGAGAUAUCUUCAACAAAUCGGAAUCCAGUGAUGUAGAGAAUUGGCAAAUUGCGGCAGAUAAGAUCACCCUUCAUAUGCUAGAGGAUGAUCGCAAUCCAAUCCUAGACCUUAUUCUCGAGCGAGGGGUAUUCAAAAGACUAGUCAAUGACGAUGGGUCCAAUGAUAACUGUAUCGAAAUACAGAAUAUCAAAGGUGUCACGCUUCUUCCUGAUGCUUACUAUGAGACAUUCUUGCAGCUGUUGUCUCAAUCAAAUGAUGACCUUGUUAAAGUCAGCUGGUCGAUGAGCCGGCCUAUCGGAGGCAUCAAAGUGAUGGACAAUUUUGAGAUUCAAUCUAAUCCAUUGAACGUGAGAGUUGACGAGGAAACUGGACGUCUGUUGAUGAAGUUUAUUUUCUACACAGAAGAUGGCGAGUUAAACGAAAGUCCAAUCCUUAAAAUCGCAGAUCAGACCGAUUUAGAGAACUUUGGUAAUGAUGUUUGUGACGAUGAAGAAGAUGCGGGAGAUCUAGUCUCUAAGAAUAGUAGCAAAGAAGAUUUGAGGAGAAAUGAUUCUAUUUCAAGCAAGAAGACGAAAAUUGGCAGUUCCAAAACACCGUCAAUAAGCUCGCCUCUCAACAAAUCAGCCGAAUACAAUGCGGAGGUCGAGCUAAUGCUUUCCAGAUCCAAGAAGUACAUGAGUAUUGUUCGGAUGGUCUCACGUUCAUUUGAGAUUCUGAUUUCUUUGCACAUGAAAAGUGGAAUCAAAAAAUGGCUCAAUGUGACAGAUUUCCUUUUGGUGUUGCCUGAAUGGGAAAUCGAAAGAAAAGUGAUUUCACUUUUGGAUGUGGCAAACAUGUUCAAAAAAUUGGUGAUCAAAACGCUAGUACAGCAUUCUGGUCGGCUUCUUAAGAAUAAGUUCAGUUCGAUGCUGGCAAACCGUAAGAGGCUCAGCGAGAGAUUAUUACAUCCAGAUUCAAAAAAGGCUCACACCGUUAAGCUUGUGGAGGUCGACAACGAUACCGACUCUAUCAUCAUGGAGGAGUCAGAGUAG